Molecule: messenger RNA, 909 nt
Organism: Vicia villosa (hairy vetch)
Lineage: Eukaryota; Viridiplantae; Streptophyta; Magnoliopsida; Fabales; Fabaceae
Exons: 1
Coding region: 1-909 (302 amino acids)
Source: RefSeq, a predicted model, not a curated record
AUGAUUGAGCAGCCACAUGAAGCAUCUAAUUCGAUCUUGGACUUUGAUUUUCCAAAUUUUCCGCCAGCUGCAGUCAAUGUUUUUCCAAACUUAUUUUCUAGUGUACAAUGUCCUGAUGGAAGCGUGGCUAUGAUGGGAGGGAGAAUAGAUUCAGCCUGGCAAUGGAACAUCCCUAUUAGGGAAGGUGUGGUUAAUGUCCCUAUACAACAAGAAUUGGAGGAACUUCAAACUAUUCUAAGGGAAGUGGAACCGAAAGCUGAUGUAAAUGAUAUGUUUGUCUGGUCCUUGAAUGGGUGUGAAGGAUAUGAGGUGAAAAAGUAUUAUUUGAAGCUACAAGAAUUGGGAGAUGAAAAUAGCCAAAUUCUGUUGGAGGAAAAUAGGUCAGCCAUCCAAUUAAUUUGGAAUGCUUGGAUGCCAUCAAAGGUUAAGUUAUUUGCGUGGAGGAUGCUUAAAGAUAGAAUUCCAACUCGUAUGCAACUUCUACACAGAAACAUUAUAGAAGAAAAUGAAGACUGUUGUUGUGUGCUAGGUUGUCCAGUAAUAGAAGAUGUUCAACACCUCUUUUUGGAUUGUGGUAAAAUGAGGACAGUUUGGAUAAACAUUUAUCAGUGGCUGGGAAUUCAUGUGGAUUUUAUUGUGGAUUGUGGGAACCAUCUAUUGAAGUUCGUGGAGAAGCUGAAACGAUUUUGUCCGGUGAAGAGAGCGGCAUCACUAUGGGCAGCAGUAUGUUGGUGUGCCUGGAAACAUAGAAAUGCAAUCUUAUUCGAAAAUGCAAUGGACGACUUGGAGGACCUUGUACACAAAGUGAAGAUGUACUCAUGGUUGUGGAUGGCAAUAGGUAGUAGAAAAAGGGUAAUAUGUUCAUUUUAUGACUGGUACAACUAUCCUUUAAUAUCUAUGUUUGUGUAA